Molecule: messenger RNA, 2067 nt
Organism: Filobasidium floriforme
Lineage: Eukaryota; Fungi; Basidiomycota; Tremellomycetes; Filobasidiales; Filobasidiaceae
Product: FAD dependent oxidoreductase
Exons: 7
Coding region: 436-1935 (499 amino acids)
Molecular function (GO): flavin adenine dinucleotide binding; L-pipecolate oxidase activity; proline dehydrogenase activity
Source: RefSeq, a predicted model, not a curated record
AGCACAACGCGGACAACUCUUCCACUGGAGAUAUGGGCAGCACAGUCACCAAGGCCAUAGAUCAUUCGAUCCCAUCUCACCAGUAUCGCAACCUAGCUGCUGCCCCGCCUACAGUACCGGUCGGCCUCGUCCGCGCGUGUGUGUAAUGCUAGCCAAUAACGUGAAGCGGAUCGUUUCCCCACCCUCCACCUGUAGGGACCUGCGCUGUAGCCGCCCGGCGGCUAUCAUGUUCCUAUCGCGAUUUGAUGGGAACUGAAACGCAUCCCUCGGGUAAUUCCCCGAGGCUCGACGACGAGAGAUCUCACCCGAUUUUCUGAGUCCAGAACCGCUCGACGUCGUCGUCGAACCUCGAAUGAAUACAAACGACAACGAUACAUGCCUACGCACAAGACUCCUCUCUCGGACUUCAGGUAAACCAUCUCAUUCUCCACAGUCAUGUCGUCCUCCGCUUCCACUUCCAAGCCCCGCCGGGUCGUCAUCGUGGGCUCGGGCAUCUUUGGAAUCUCGACCGCGCAAUGGAUGUUGGGGAAGGGAGGCUACGAGGUCACCAUCGUCGAUAAGAGCGAGGUCAUCCCGGCUCCUGAUGCUGCUAGUACUGAUAUCAACAAGAUCCUUCGAAAUGGAGACUAUGCGGAUCCGGACAUGGCUACGCUCAAUAUCGAUGCUAUCGAGAUGUGGAAGAAACCCGAGUGGAAGGGUACCUUCCACGAGUCUGGUGUGAUCGUCUCCAGUACCGAAGGGCACCCGUCGUGCGGUUACGUCGACAGCAGUUAUGAUAAUGUCAAGCAGCUGGACCCCGGUGUCAGGCGUCUCGAAGGCAAAGGCUUUCACUCGGCCUAUCCCGAUUGCCUAGCGUCUUCAUCCGGAUCGACCUCUUCCCUCGUUCCCGACCGACUCGCUCAUCUGGCUCAGCGUGUAACCCACUCGCGCAAAUCCCACUUGGCAGACUUUCCUAGAAGACGCGGAUACGUGAACCCUACGAGUGGCUGGGGGGAGGCCACUCGAGCCUGUGAGGUCGUACUGGAAGAUAUCAAGCGGAUGGGUUGCAAGCUCGUCCCCGGUAAAGAAGUGACGGGGAUGACCUUCAUCGAACACGAAUCCACUCGAGGUGGCAAACGGACUGUCAAUGGGGUGAAGUUUUCGGAUGGAAGCGAGAUGAAGGCGGAUCUAGUCGUCAUCGCCGCGGGAGCUUGGACGCCCGCCUUGUUCGCCCAGCCAAUGAUGGGAGGACUACCAGCUGUAGUAGCAGCUGGACAAUGUGUUGCCAAGAUCCAGUUGACCCCAGAAGAGGCGGAAGAAUACAAAGAUAUCCCGGUUACCCUCGACUUGACCACCGGGUUCUACUGUUUCCCUCCCAACCCGGAUGGCAUCAUGAAGCUCGCCAUUCACGCCGACGGCUACGUCAACACGUCCAACCCCCCGGAUCCCAAGUCGACCAACGAAGGGUCCGCCCAGUCUUCCGGCAUCUCGGCCCCACGUACCAUCCUCACACCCGGAGCCGCUGAUGGAUCUAUCCCGAAACGUCAGGUCCAGAUCCUGAGACACGAGCUGAGCAAGGUCUUCCCCCGUCUGGCCGAAGAAAAGGAUUUCGUAGCGACGCGGUUGUGUUGGUACACGGACACGCCGGAUUCGAACUGGUUGAUCGAUUGGCACCCAGAAAUGGACGGGUUGUUGCUUGCCACCGCCGGAUGCGGACACGCUUUCAAGUUCUUGCCCAAUAUUGGCCGAGAGAUUCUAGCCCGAAUCGAAGGAACCCUCUCUCCCGAAUUCGCCCACAAAUGGAGGUUUGAAGGACGAGCAUUUGCCGAUCGUGACCCAUCGAGCGACGCCGACAUCCGAGGCGGAGGCGCUGGGAGGAAGAAGCUCGUACCCGAAGAGUUGGCUGAGAGGAGGGACCUAAGGGCCGAUGCAUUUACGCUCAAAGCGGCUUUGUGAGGAAAUCUGAGCACGAAAAGGGUAUAGAACGUUCGCACCACAGAUAGGAGCUUGUAAUAGUAGCAGGAUCUUUCCCAGGUAGAUGCCAGGCUAGGUUGUAUCGAUCUUGUCAAUACAUUUGUUACCGUUUCC